This is a messenger RNA of Pyricularia grisea, 330 nucleotides long. RefSeq lists its product as uncharacterized. NCBI's taxonomy places the organism in Eukaryota, Fungi, Ascomycota, Sordariomycetes, Magnaporthales, Pyriculariaceae. The transcript has a single exon. The coding region runs from base 1 to 330 and encodes 109 amino acids. The record is from RefSeq and is a predicted model, not a curated record.
AUGUGGGAGAGAGAAGACGAACAGAGACCCCUUUUUAACCUAUUCCUUUUUUGCUUCCACCGGUCCUUUCUGCGAGGCUCGCCGCAACGCCACAACUGUGCAUCAUUCUUUUUUUUUGUCUCCACACCAGCACGACGGAGGUUCUUCGAGGUGGUCUACCAAUGGCUAGACUACCCUGUAGUGUAUGUCUACACACCGGGCUCUGAAAAUUCAUUGGCUUGCAUCGUGACCGAGAUGCGGUUGCAUUCUUCGGGGGCCUUGGCCGUGAAAGUUCCCCCCCCNCCCCCCCCUCCAUCAAGAAAGGCAAGGGGAAGAAAAAUAAAGGCAUGA